This is a messenger RNA of Anopheles funestus (African malaria mosquito), 988 nucleotides long. RefSeq names its product TBP-related factor. Gene Ontology annotation, biological process: DNA-templated transcription initiation. NCBI's taxonomy places the organism in Eukaryota, Metazoa, Arthropoda, Insecta, Diptera, Culicidae. The record is from RefSeq and is a predicted model, not a curated record. The transcript has 3 exons. Gene Ontology annotation, molecular function: DNA binding; RNA polymerase II general transcription initiation factor activity. The coding region runs from base 146 to 835 and encodes 229 amino acids.
CUUUUUGUGUUUAUUCGUACACAAAAAUAAAUAAACAACAAAGCAGUCACUUAUUCGUGGCCGGUUCAAUAGUUUCGGUGGGUUAGUACGAGAAUAGCAAAUAUACCGUUUUGCGUACAACAGUGAACAGUUCUGUUAGCCAAAGAUGGAUAAAUCGGCGCCCGAAUCACCGCUAAAAAUGUUGCUCAACUCUGCACCCCGGCAGACGAGCAGCUCAUUAACGCAGCUAGUAAAACAACCUCCACAGGCUGGAAUACUGAUGCAAACACCUGUUCCAACGGGGCCACAAGAGGCGAUCAAUUCAGUGCUUGUUAGAAACUGCGUAGCGACGGUAAGCGUGGGAUGUGAGCUAAAUCUGAAAACUAUCAACUUCCGUACGCGCAACUCGGAGUACAACCCGGCCCGCUUCCACGGUGUUGUCAUGCGGAUACGAGACCCACGCUGCACCGCACUGAUCUUUCGCUCGGGGAAAGUCAUCUGUACCGGAGCAAAGAACGAACAGCAGGCACAUAUUGGGCUUCGAAAAUUCGUUCGCAUUAUCCAGAAGCUUGGUUUCGACGUUCGGUUCCUCGACUUCAAGGUGCAGAAUCUAGUGGCGACGGCCGAUUUGCGGUUUCCGAUACGGCUGGAAAAUUUAAACCAAAUGCACGGCCAGUUUAGUUCGUACGAGCCAGAACUGUUUCCGGGGCUUAUCUAUCGGAUGGUGAAACCACGGGUAGUGCUGCUAAUAUUCGUCAAUGGUAAGAUCGUUUUUACGGGUGCCAAAAACCAGCAGGAAAUAAUCGAUAGCUUAAAGAACAUUUAUCCGAUACUGCAGAGCUUCCGUAAGAAUUAGCUCUUUGUUGCAAUAAUUACGAUUAGACUCAUUUAUGUACCCAAGACAGAUGAUCAAAUUCGAUGCAUUUCAUCAGUAUCGCCUGAUUAGUUUCAUUUUAAUAUUUUCAAUAGAUUGUAAAAAAAUAAUAAACAUACUCUUGUUUAACAUUAA